This is a messenger RNA of Oryctolagus cuniculus (rabbit), 4338 nucleotides long. RefSeq names its product neuropeptide FF receptor 2 (gene NPFFR2). Gene Ontology annotation, molecular function: opioid receptor binding; neuropeptide receptor activity; peptide binding. Lineage: Eukaryota; Metazoa; Chordata; Mammalia; Lagomorpha; Leporidae. Gene Ontology annotation, cellular component: plasma membrane. Gene Ontology annotation, biological process: regulation of adenylate cyclase activity; G protein-coupled receptor signaling pathway; cellular response to hormone stimulus. The record is from RefSeq and is a predicted model, not a curated record.
AUUUCAUAGGUGUUCAGUGCCAGUCCAGGCCAAUUGGCCUAUAAGAGACUCAUUUGGUGCUCAGAAUCCCUACUUAAGCCUGUCUCUAUUUAAGAAUCAGAGCUCUGCCUCCAUCAACCUGAGACAGUCACCGUGGGGCUUCCUUUCCCCUGCUGCGCACAGAUUCUGAAUUCCACAGCCAAGUAUGGGCACGCCCCUCAGCGGCAGGUGCAUUGAUCCUUCGGAAACUCGGGACUUCCUGGUGCCUUGCGGGCAGCGAUCAUUCAUUUGAUUCCUGCAAGGCGUCAGGCAACUCGGAGCCUGCAGCCAGGAGCCGGGAGCCGGGAGCCGGGAGCCGGGAGCCGGGAGCCGGGAGCGAGCUGCGAUCCGGAGCCCAGCAGGGGCGGAACCUGUUGCAGGUUCACACGUGGUCGGGCUCUACCUGCUCUUCCCCGGCAGCCAGGAGCAGGUCAUCAUGAGUGCAGGAUGGGACUCCAACUCUUCAGAAAACUGGCGUCACAUCUGGACUGUCAAUGGCACAAAGCAGCAUCUGUUCUCAGAUGCUAAUGUCACCUAUGUGAGCUACUAUCUUCACCAGCCUCAAGUGGCAGCGGUCUUCAUCGUUUCCUACUGUCUGAUCUUCUUCCUGUGUAUGGCAGGAAAUACUGUGGUUUGCUUUAUUGUCUUGAGGAACAAACACAUGCACACAGUCACAAAUCUCUUCAUCUUAAACCUGGCAAUCAGUGAUUUACUCAUUGGCUUCUUCUGUAUGCCUGUAACCCUGCUGGACAACAUUAUAGCAGGAUGGCCAUUUGGAAGUACGAUGUGCAAGAUCAGUGGAUUGGUCCAGGGAAUAUCAGUUGCAGCUUCUGUCUUCACGUUAGUUGCAAUAGCAAUAGACAGGUUUUGGUGUGUUGUGCACCCUUUUAAACCAAAGAUCACCAUCAAGACGGCAUUUGUCAUUAUUGUGAUCAUCUGGGUCCUGGCCAUCACCAUUAUAUCCCCAUCUGCAGUGAUGCUACAUGUGCAAGAGGAACAACACUACCAGGUGAGACUCAACUCCCAGAAUAAAACCAGCCCUGUCUACUGGUGCCGGGAAGACUGGCCCAGUCCGGAGAUGAGGAAGAUCUACACCACUGUGCUGUUUGCCACCAUCUACCUGGCUCCACUUUCCCUCAUUGUCAUCAUGUAUGGAAGGAUUGGGAUUUCCCUCUUCAAGGCUACAGCGCCCCACACAGGCCAGCAAACCCAAGAACAGUCACAGGUGUCCAGGAGGAAGCAAAAAGUCAUUAAGAUGCUCUUGACUGUGGCCCUGCUGUUCAUUCUCUCCUGGCUGCCCCUGUGGACUCUGAUGAUGCUCUCAGACUAUGCUGACCUUUCUGCAAGGGAACUGCGUGUCAUCAACAUCUAUAUCUACCCUUUUGCGCACUGGCUGGCCUUUUGUAACAGCAGCGUCAACCCCAUCAUCUAUGGUUUCUUCAAUGAGAACUUCCGCCGUGGUUUCCAAGAUGCUUUCCAGCUCAGGCUCUGCCAAAAAAGAGCCAAACCCAAGGAAGCUUCUGCCCUGAGAGCUAAAAACAAUGUGGUUGUGAACACAUCAAGUGAGCUGGCCCAGGGACCCACAUUUCAAAACCUACACAGGGAAAAUUUGCUUGAUGAAAAACCCAAGCAGGGACUGAUGGGAGAAUUAGGAGAAGCUACCAAAAGUAUUGAGAUUUAGGAAGAGCUAAAGUGGUGAUGAUAACCCUACUGGGUGUGAUACCUGUAUAUUUAUAAGUUGUUGCUUUUGCUAGCUUUGCACCUCAGUUCUUUCUACUGCUGUAAAAAAAAAAUACUGGAGAUCCUCUGGCAAAAAGAAAAAAAAAAUGGAACAAAAGUGCUUUUAUGACCAUAACCAGUAUUACGCAGUGACUCAUGCAUAUUUGCCAGGUUAAAUCCAUUUCUAGGGAACAGGCUUCUAAGACCAUACUUGUCCAACUUAACCAUUUGUGCAUGAGUCAAAUGAGCCAAGUGCAGGUGUGUAUGUGUAUGUGUGCAUGUGUGUAUAUAGAGAGAUAUAUAUACAUAUGUUUUGCCUUCCAAAUAGUGAUAGUAGACAGUGCUUUGCAGUAUUUUGUCAACAUUCCCUUUAAUUUGCGAUUUGUAAUUUUAGGCUAUAGAGUUGUCUGCUUCCAUUAAAAACUGCAUUUAGCAAUGGAUUAGAUUACAUGAAGUUCUUUGCAAAUUUGUGUCAAUCUAGAAGAAACAAGAUACUGUACCAUGGGUAUUUAUUUAAUAGGUGAGCUGACUUCCUGUGUGUUAGAACGGCUGUAGAAGAUAAAGAGGAGGCAGUGCUGUGAGGUAGCAGCCUCCGCCUGCAGUGCCAACAUUCCAUACAAGUGCCAGUUUGAGUCCCAGCUGCUCCACUUCCUAUCCAACUCUCUGUUGUGGCCUGGAAAGCAAUAGAAGAUGGACCAAGUCCUUGGGCCCCUGCACUCAAGCGGGAGACCCAGAAGAAUCUCCUGGCUCCUGGCUUCAGAUCAGCACAGCUCCGGCCAUUGCAGCCAUCUGGGGAGUGAACCAAUGGAUGGAAGACCUUUCUCUCUCAAUCUCUGCCUCUGCCUCUCUUUCUCUCUGCCUCUGCUUUUCUGUAACUCUGCAUUUCAAAUAAAUAAAUAAAUCUUAGAAAGGGACACAGAGGAAUGCACAUCGUAAAGUUCACAGAAAAGGCAUAUUACAUGUGGAUUUCAAAAAAAUUGCAAUAAGACAAACCUAUAUUUUAAUUCAAUUUUCAAUGAAUUUGUUGAAAUGCCCUGUACUUCUUGUACUGAAAGUUGAUUUUUUUAGAGUACACAGUUAGGAAAAAUCAUGGUAUUGUUCCAUAGGAGUUACUGUUGCCUUUUUACUGUUUUCAAGUUUAUGAACUUGCUAAAUCCACAUUUGUUACAGAGCUGAUUCAGGAUCCCAAUUUUUCCCCCUUUCUGUCUCUGAAAUAAGGUAAAUCCUUCAAUAAUGCAGCAAUUGACAAAGAAAUAGCACUUCUCUUGUAAUGCAUGUAAUUGGAGAUUUCAACAGUCAUCAUAAAACUCCCAUAAAGUAUAUGAGAGGAGGAACAAUUAUUCUAAGCUUCCUUCUGGGAACAUUUAAGUCUAGCACUCAGGGUUUAGUAAAUUAGUACUGUGGACAAAAAAAGAAUUGGCAGUCCCUGGAUUCUGCUAUGUUAUAAUUAUAUAAAGAUAAUAGUUGUAAAUGCUAGCUAGCUUUGCUCCCAUGGUGAAAUAAGUCCCUAGAAAAUAGGGAAUUAUCACAAAUAGUUUGACAAAUAAAAAUAAGUUCUGGGCAUGAAACUCAUAUUUUUUCUUGGCAUUUAUGUAGUUCGAGCUGAAAACUUCUCCGUAUUCUAGGGCUUUGAGAAAUAUGAUUGUUGAGCUUUUAUUUGAAUUCAGCUAUGUGUAUGUAAAUGAAUAUGUAAAUGUUUUCUGCAACCGAAAAUUUUGAAGUCAUAAGCAUGAGAUUUGAUCUUCUAUUCCUUCACCUUGACUUAUUUAAAUAAGGAGUUACAGAUGGUGGACUUAGACUAUUAAAGCUUAUCUUGAUGGAGAUUAUAAAUUUCUCAUGGUCAUCCUCACACAGAUGAAUCUUCUACCAGCACCUGAAACUCAUCACAACUAAAUCCCAUGCUCUUAUGUCUCAUCUCCCUGCAUUUUAUCACCUUUAAAUCUCAUUGCCUAAUUCUUCAUGGUUGCAACUCCCUAACUGUUCUCACUGAAACACAUCCUGCUGUUCAGUAUCGAAUCUUCUAAUGCUUUCUUCAAUUGACAAAGUCAUCUUCCUGAAGUGAGGGCUAACCAGCUGUCCUUUGUAAAAUGCCUUCAAAAGCUCUCUGCCUUCUAAAACAUGUAGGUGCUCAAAUACCAUCCUGGCCUGGCAUUUUCUCCCAGUUCCAUCUCUCAGAUAUUGUUAUCUGUACCCCAGUCAAAUAGAGAUAAUCAUCCUUUCCAUUUAUUACUUUUUUUCUACUUCACUUCUUAUUUGCCUGUCCAUCCUCUGUUCACGGCAUUUUCAAAAGCCACUUCACUCAGAUGGUCUGUAUUGUUACAGCAAAAAUUAUUACUCCCUUCUCCAAGCACUGUGUACCUCUUUUAUGACAAGUUAAUCUGCACUGUUAUUGCUGUGUUUUAUUCUUGCAACUAGAAUGCCAUGAUGAAUUAGGUCUUACUGACCUGUAGGUCUCCUAUAGAAUGGAUCACGUAGUAGGCCAUCUAUACAUAGGUGCUGUGUAGCUGCCACAGGAAAAGCUAUCUGUCUCUUUGCUAAAGGAGAAUGUCUAAUGCUGAAUGAGUAGAUUUCUUCACGUAGAUUUUAGCACCCCUAUUGCAU